AUGGAUGAACUAUCAUUCCUUGUUCAUCACUUCGCGCCAUUUUUCGACAACCUAAAGUUUGUCAUCACCGAUAUAGGCUGGUGGGUGAACAAAUACAGCAGAAUUUUAAGCCGGUUUGUCGCGGGUAUGACUCAUAAAUCCGGCAUAAAUGGUAGUGUUCAUUGCUUUCCUGGAGCUGUGAUAGGCCUCAAAUUCCAUGGCCUUUUAGCCCUUAAUAGAACUGAUAUUCCAGGCGGGUACUCAAUGUUUGACUUCAAGCACUUUCUAGCACAAACAUACAAUCUGAAACACAGAAAUGUUUUUGAAAUAAAGAGAGAAAAGCCAGUUCUGAUUUUGAUAUCCAGGGCAAAGACAAGAAGGUUUGUAAAUGAAGAUGAAAUGGUAGUUAUGAUGGAGGAAUUGGGAUUUGAAGUUGUGGUGACAAGGCCUAACAGGAUGUCAAAUUUGAACAAGUUUUCUGAGCUACUGAACUCAUGUAGUGUCCUGGUGGGAGCUCAUGGUGCUGGCAUGACAAAUGAAGUGUUUUUGCCAGAGGGUGCGGUCGCCGUGCAGGUGGUGCCACUUGGGUUGGACUGGGCUUCAACUAACUACUUUGGUGAACCAGCAAGAGAAAUGGGUGUGAAAUACUUGGAGUACAAGAUUGAACCAGAAGAAAGCACUCUUUUUCAGACUUAUGGGAAAGAUCAUGUAGUUGUUACUGAUCCUCAAUCUAUAUUAGCCAAGGGCUACCAAGCUGCCAGGGCUGUGUAUAUUGAUGAACAGAAUUUGAAGAUUAAUGUAGAGAGGUUUAGAGAGACUCUUGUUCAAGCAAAACAACUCAUUGAAGACUCAAGUGACUUGAGUUCUCUGAAUUGA
Molecule: messenger RNA, 855 nt
Organism: Pistacia vera
Lineage: Eukaryota; Viridiplantae; Streptophyta; Magnoliopsida; Sapindales; Anacardiaceae
Product: alpha-1,3-arabinosyltransferase XAT3-like
Exons: 1
Coding region: 1-855 (284 amino acids)
Molecular function (GO): glycosyltransferase activity
Source: RefSeq, a predicted model, not a curated record